Molecule: messenger RNA, 2909 nt
Organism: Salmo salar (Atlantic salmon)
Lineage: Eukaryota; Metazoa; Chordata; Actinopteri; Salmoniformes; Salmonidae
Source: RefSeq, a predicted model, not a curated record
AAACAACACAACGCGCCAUCUAUCUGGCAAACUAGCUACUCAACUUGCAUUUUCUACAAAUGUCUAAAAUAAAUUUCUUUAGGGUUUUCCUCAACGAGAGAUUAACAGCUGCUGCUGAGGAGAUAUUCGGGGUUGUUGAAAAAACUAUUGCAGGGUAUGAGGAGGAAGUGAUCCGUCUACAGAGUCUGCUCGACGUUGACAUUGUUGUUCAACCUGAGAUAAACCCACACAGAGCAGAGACUGGACAUUAGCGAGUAAUAUACUCUGAAGCGGUGAGUGGUGUGCGCGCCUCCGAAGUCUGACCAGAAGGCCGCUCCGUCUACCUCUUCUGUGGCGAUGUAGUUUUGGGUCAGCCUCUGGAAUCAAUUCAGAUGCCCUGGGUGGUUUGGACAAAGGAUCCGCUUCGGGAAAGUCGUAUUCCUGGUCGUAGUGCUGAUGUCCAGCAGCUCAAUCUCUCUGUCUCUGAAGAGGAGGUUCCCCCUGAGCAGCAGCAGUGUGAGCAGGAGUGGAGCCCCAGUCUGGGACAGGAGGACCCAGAACCCACACAGAUUAAAGAAGAGCAGGAGGAACUCUGGACCAGUCAGGAGGAAGAGCAGCUUCAAGGGCUUGAGGCAGAUACCAUAGAAUUCAUAUUCGAUCCUGUCGGUGUGAAAAGUGACCGUGAUGGAGACCCAACUCAGCCCUCACAUCUCUAUCAAGCCCAAAAGGAGGGAAACGGAGAGAGAGAAACUCUACCCAGUACUACAACUGAACAGAUCAAAGCAGAACCUGAUGGAGAGGACUAUAGGGAAUCAGAACCAACCAGUGUCUCUCAGCCUUUCUCUGCUGUAAAUCCAGACUGUUCUGCAGUUCAGAAUGAAAACAGUCAAAGUGUCAGUGGUAUGGAGACUGGAGGACCUCAAUCAGGUUGUAAAUCAGUCAAAUCAAAAAGAACAAAGAUGGUAAAAGGACAAAUGUCUCAUAUCAAAACUAAGGGUAGGAAAUCUUCACAGUUGUCCCUCCUGAAAUCACCCCGUCAAAGUAAUUCUACUCCCUGUUUUUGUAAGGUGUGUUGUAAGUCUUUUCAUCACAUGGGUUCAUUAAUUAAACAUGUGCGAACUCAUAGAGAUAAAGAAGGUAUUUGUGGUGUUUGUGGAAAAUGUUUUCAGUCCACAGAAAGUAUGGAAGAUCACUUCCAAACUCACAUUGCAGCUAGUUUUUGUUGUGAUGUUUGUAGUAAAUGGUUCAGCAAGAACAGUAAGCUGAUAGUGCACAUGAGAAGCCACACAGGGGAGACUCCAUUUCAUUGUUGUCAUUGUGGCAAAGGAUUCAAACAGAAUGGAAGUCUAAAAAUACACAUGAGAAUUCACACAGGGGAGAAACCUUUUUCAUGCCCUAUUUGUGGUACAUGUUUCAGUCAGAAUGGAGAUCUAAAAAUACACAUGAGGAUUCACACAGGGGAGAAACCAUAUAGCUGUUGUCAUUGUGGCCAAGGAUUCAACCAGAAGGGAAAUCUAAAAACACACAUGAGGACCCACACAAGGGAGAAACCUUAUCGCUGUCAUGAUUGUGACCAAAGAUUCAGCACUGGCAGCGCUCUGAAAAGACACAUUAUGAUUCACACAGGGGAGAAGCCUUUUUGCUGUCCUGAUUGUGGAAAAACAUUUAAUCGGAGUGGACAUGUAAAAUUACACAUGAGGACCCACACAGGGAAUAAAUAAUAUCAUUGCCAUUUGUGGCAAAGGUUUCAGCACUAGUGGCUUUCUGAGAUUAAACAUUAGGAUUCAUACUGGAGAGAAACAGUAUCCAGAGUGACUGUGGUAAAGGAUUCUGCACUGGCACCAAUCUGAAAAUGCCCUUAAGGACUCAUAGAGGAGAGAAUAGAUACCCUCAAUUUAGAAAAUGAUUUCCCCAAUCAGAUACAUUAAAUAACAAUCAGACACAAUGAGAAAACACUGUCUUUCAUUUCAAAUUGAUAGAACAGUCACUAGAGGGAGAACUUCAUGGUGUGCUGUUUGGGGAAAGGUCUGGAGACAGAAGAUUGAGAGUCACAUUGUAACUUCCACUUGUGAGAGGAGAUGUCCCUCAGAACACUACUCGUGGAUGAAUAAGAUAUGAUGGAAUUACUGCUUGAACGUAAGAACUCCAUCACUAACAGAGAGCAGUUGUUAGUUAUAGGAUGACAUAAGACAUUUGGGAAACUGUCCUCCUUUUGUACUUAAAACAUUUUUUUUUUUUUAUCUUCUACAUUAUGUACACUGAGUGUACAACAUUAGGAACACCUGCUCUUUCCAUUAAAUAGACUGACCAGGUAAAACCAAGGUGAACGCUAUGAUGCCUUAUUGAUGUCACUUGUUAAAUCCACAUCAGUGUUGAUGAAGGGGAGGAGACAGGUUAAAGAAGGGGCCUGCAACUAAAUGUUAAGGUGUUCCUAAUGUUUUGUAUACUCUAUGCUUUGAUGUUAAAGUACUUUUUACUAUCAGUUACUUUGGCUUUGUGUCCUUCAGUGUCCACGAGAGCUGGAAGAAUCCUGUACACAUGCCAUUUUAUUAUUAGUUUUAUGAGCCUGUUGCCAAUAUCCACUGAGGGGAAAAUUUCACUAGCGUUAAGAAAACCUGUGAAAAACUCAAGUGGAACCGUUCAUAUAAAUUGGCCUUGUGAAACAUGUUUUUCUUCAUCCAGAAAUUCUGUUUUUUUCCACAACAGAAUAAAUGCUGAUAACCUUGUUCAUUGAAGUGUCUUUACCUGCUCUCUUGACAGUGUUCAAUUAUCAGUUGAUCUUGUGUUGCUAGAAAGCUCCAUUUAAACAAAACGUUUAGAUUAAGUGUGUUUAGAUUAAAGUGCAUUUUUAAACAUUGGAAACAUCUAAAUAAAGGUUUGAUUUUAUUAUCUAAUCAGAAAUCAAUAAAAUUGAUAUGCAUUUUAAAACA